Messenger RNA from Solanum stenotomum, 1185 nucleotides. Its product is annotated as F-box/kelch-repeat protein At3g23880-like. NCBI's taxonomy places the organism in Eukaryota, Viridiplantae, Streptophyta, Magnoliopsida, Solanales, Solanaceae. The record is from RefSeq and is a predicted model, not a curated record. The transcript has a single exon. Gene Ontology annotation, molecular function: protein binding. The coding region runs from base 120 to 1172 and encodes 350 amino acids.
AUAUAGGGGCCAACCUAUAUAGCUAAAGCUCAAAUUUGUGCGAACCAAAAUGAAAAUCUGAAGCUUCUCAUCAACUGAGGAAACUGAGAAAGCGUACUGAAAUUCCAAGCAAAGAUUCAAUGGGGAGUUUGCCAGAAGAACUGAUUGCAGCAAUUCUUGUAAGGGUUCCAGUUAAAUACCUCUUACAGUUCAAAUGUGUUUCGACAAAAUGGUUUGAUUUGAUUUCCAGCCCUGAAUUUGUGAAAACCCAUCUUAGUUUUUCUGCUAAGGAUUAUACCCGCCAUAUAUCUCUGUUACAAUUGGAUACUCUAGACACUAAUAUUAAAUCUUGCUCUGUUAGCUCUUUAUUUCAUGACUCUAUUACUGAGGCACUUGAUUUGGAUUGUCCCAUGAAAUAUCCACAUCAAAGAGUUUAUGUUUCGGGUUCUGUUAAUGGGUUGGUUUGUCUUACCGAUAGGUUUGAUGGGUUGGUGCUAUGGAAUCCAUCAAUUAGAAAGUUCAAGAAAGUGUUGGACUUUGUGCCUACACAGAUGUGUCGGUGCUGGUCCAUGUGUGGUUUUGGAUAUGAUGAGGUUCACGAUGAUUAUAAGGUAGUGGGUAUUUUUAGUAGCAUGAUUAAGUCCUAUUUCGAGGCCGUGAUAUAUAGUUUAAAGAAUGAUUCUUGGAGAACACUUGAAGAUUUUAAACCUGGGAUGAGUUAUUGUAGUUCGUCUAAGUUUGUGAAUGGUAAGCUUCAUUGGAUUAUUAUGCGUAAAGGUCGUUGGGGCAUCAUGUCUAUUGAUUUGGUUGAUGAGAAAUGGGGAAAGGUGGAGCUGCCCUGCUCCAACAAAGAAGGAGAUUUAAAGCUUGGAGUGUUGGGAAAUGAUCUUUCGGUGGUCUGUAAGAAUCAUGAGAGAACUCACUCUGAUGUGUGGGUCAUGAAGGAGUAUGGAUUUAAAGAGUCUUGGACAAAACUGUAUACCAUCAGGUAUCCUGAGAACUAUAAGCUUUCUCCGCCACUUUUCAUGUAUAAUAAAGGUGAAAUUAUGCUCGUGUUUGAAUCAACUUUAGCGAUAUACAAUCCAAAAAAUGGCUCUAUCACACAUCCAGAGGUUAUUAAUGUUGACGGCAGUAUUAAGGCGGCACUCUGCAUCGAAAGCCUAGUUUGUCCAGAUUUACCAAACGGAGAUUGAAAGAUGUCAGAAC